Molecule: messenger RNA, 3187 nt
Organism: Nematolebias whitei (Rio pearlfish)
Lineage: Eukaryota; Metazoa; Chordata; Actinopteri; Cyprinodontiformes; Rivulidae
Gene: rbm27
Product: RNA binding motif protein 27
Exons: 21
Coding region: 1-3132 (1043 amino acids)
Biological process (GO): mRNA processing
Cellular component (GO): nucleus
Molecular function (GO): RNA binding; metal ion binding
Source: RefSeq, a predicted model, not a curated record
AUGAUCAUAGAAAAUGUCGAAGCUUUGAAGUCGUGGCUGGCAAAACUCCUGGAGCCAAUAUGCGAUGCUGACCCCUCUGCACUGGCCAACUAUGUGGUGGCUCUUGUCAAAAAGGACAAACCGGAGAAGGAGCUGAAAGCUCUUUGUGCUGAUCAGCUUGAUGUCUUUCUUCAAAAGGAGACUAUGGGUUUUGUCGAUAAGCUUUUUGAGUCUUUGACAACAAAGAACUACCUGGGAAUACCUGUUGUCAAGGAACCUCCAAAAGAAGAGGUUAAACCGCCUGCAGUCAAAACUGAUGUUGAGACUGAAACUCCAGAGGAGGACAGAGAAAACAGGCGCAGGAGAAGCCCCCUGAGAACCCGCUCUGACUUCAAUGACUCCAGGAGCCGCGACGACAGGAGGCGGGAUGAGCGCAAGCGGCGUGACUUCGAGCGGCACGGGAAAAGCUGCGCCGAAUCCCAUCGUGAGCGAGAGCGCCACGAGCGUCGCAGGGCCAGCCCCCGCGGGAGGAGCUACAGCAGGAGCCGCAGCAGGAGCAGGAGCGGCAGCCGAGGAAAGAGCAGGGACCGAGAGCACAGAGGGGGCAGAGAGUUCAAGCCCAAAUUUGAUGUGGAGAGAAAAGAUACAGAGAGCUACAACGCUUCUGUCAUACCCGGCUCUCAGCAGCAGCACCCGCCACCUCUCGUCAUGCCCCUUCCCACAGUUCCACACCCGUUCCCCUCUUCUUCCUCAUCCAGCGGAGUUCCUGGAGCUGGAGGGGUUCCUGUGGCGACACCCGCUCACCUGCCAGACAGCACUACAGACAGCUGGUCGAACUACUACAACGCUCCGAGGCAAGACGGUGUCGGCAAGCCCUUCAUCAACAAGAGCGUCCCCCUCAAGCAGCGCUGCAGGGAUUACGACGAAAAAGGAUUUUGUGUCCGCGGCGACCUUUGUCCGUUCGACCAUGGCAACGAUCCUCUCAUCGUUGAUGACGUCAAUCUCCCAAAUAUAAUUCCAUUCCCACCCCCUCCUGUUAUGCCUCCCACCGGGUUACCCAUGCCUCCGAUCACCGAGCCACCCCCCUCCCUCAGGAUGCCAUCGAUGCCACCGUACGGCCAGCCACCGCCACCAGGUGUCUUUUCAAUGACAGGACCCCCACUGAUAGUAACCAGUGGGAUCGAUACCCCCAACCACCAAACAGCAAUCACUUCUUCUCCUCCUCUCGGACCACCAGGCGUGGGGUUGCCACCUACUCUUCCUCCUCCUCCUCCUCCUCAUCCUCAACCUCCUCCUUCAACCUCAUCUGUGUCUCUUCGCCCUCAAUAUGUCCAGUCUGAAUAUACCUAUGAUCCAGAGGGCUACAACCCAGAAUCUCCAGGCUUGACUGCAGCAGCUCGUAACUCGUACCGCCAGUUCAUUCCUCGGGUGCAGACCCAACGCUCUAACCUCAUUGGCCUCACGUCAGGCGAGGGACAAGGGUCCAGAGCUGCCAACAUUGUGAUCCAGACAGAACCUGCAGCUGCCUCCAGCUGUCCUGGAAAUAAUGUGUCAUGUUUCAACAUCGAGCAGGACAACCGAAAGAGGACACUGGGGCCAAGUACAGCUGAGGGACCUGCAACGAAGAAGCCCUGGAUGGACAAACCAAGCUUUACCAAUCAAGAUAAGAUCCUUUUUCCAAAGAGAAAUUACUACGUGAACACCAAGCUAGAGGUGCGCAAGAUCCCACGUGAGCUCAACAAUAUCACCAAGCUCAAUGAGCACUUCAGCAAGUUUGGAAACAUCGUCAAUAUUCAGGUGGUGUUUGGUGGAGACCCAGAGUCUGCGUUGAUCCAGUACACAAAGAACGACGAGGCCAGGCGAGCUAUAUCCAGCAUCGAGGCUGUGCUCAACAACCGCUUCAUCCGUGUGUACUGGCACCGCGAGCCCGACACCAACACCGCGGGUCCUCAGGAGCAGAGCUCGGGGAGCCUGUUGGCAGGGUUAGCCUCCAGCCAGGGGCUGCAGCACAGCAACAUGCAUAUGGGGAUCAAACAGCACAGUCCGUCCGCCUACGUGUUGAACAAGACUGCACCGAAACAUCACCUGAACAUAACGAAGACAGACGGACCGACUCCAAACGCUGACGCUGUUAAUGUACCGGUGGCUCCUAACACCCAGAAGAUCCCUUUCACUUCGACAGCCAUCAGGUCAAAGAGCCUUGGGAAAACAGGAAAAGCGCUGGAAGCUCAGGAAGCUCUUAAGAAGAAGCAGGAGGCAUUAAAACUCCAACAAGCCAUGAGGAAGAAGAAACAACAGAUGCUGAAGACACAAAUCGAGUGUCAGAAAGCUCUGAUCAACCGUCUGGAGAAGAAUCGCGGUAUGAAGCCUGAGGAGAGGGCCAACAUCAUGAAAACCCUAAAGGAGCUAACAGAGAAGAUUACACAGCUGCAGAAUGAAAUGAACCCGGCCCCCCAGGCCUCAAGUGGCAAAACCAGCCACAGCCAGCCCAAAACCAAGACAGAUGCUCAGAAAGAGUUGCUGGAUGCUGAGCUGGACUUUCACAAGAAGAUGAGCUCCGGAGAGGACACAACAGACCUCAAGAGAAAACUGGGGCAGCUGCAAGUAGAGGCGACACGGUUGGGCCUGAUCCGACCUCCUGCCGGUCGAGGCCGAGGCCGGGGGAAAAUGGCACCAGAGUCCGGUGCAAUACACGGGGGUCGAGGCAGGAGUCGAAGCCGGGAGAUGGGAUCCCGCGGGGGGCUUGUGAACCGUAUGGUGGUGGACCACAGACCCAGAGCUCUCGCAAUUUUAGGAGUCACGCAGGAAGAGAAGGAAGAACUAAUGCCUCAUUUUGUGAAAUUUGGUGAAAUUGAAGACCUCCGUGACCAAGAUGCCAGCAGCGUCAUCAUGACCUUUAAGACACGAAGUGAAGCAGAGAAUGCAGCCAAUCAGGGAGCUAAGUUCAAAGGUCGUAUUCUGCAGAUCUCCUGGUACAAGCCCAAAACACCUUCUGUUACAACUGAGCCAGAGGAAGAAGUGGCUAAAGACGAGGACAACACGAAGGAAGCAAACUCUUAUUUACCAGGAGAGGAGGAGCGAGGAGAGGACGAGGAAGAGGAGGAGGAUGAUGACGAGGACGACGAAUACGAGAGCAGAUCUUGGAGGCGAUAAAAAGACCGAGUUGUCUCCGUAAAAACUCAUAGAUUUUCCUCAAUAAAAAAAAAGA